Messenger RNA from Notolabrus celidotus (New Zealand spotty), 1086 nucleotides. It is a transcript of the gene denr, whose product is annotated as density-regulated protein. Bases 193 to 792 code for a protein of 199 amino acids. Gene Ontology annotation, biological process: translation reinitiation; formation of translation preinitiation complex. The transcript is spliced from 8 exons. NCBI's taxonomy places the organism in Eukaryota, Metazoa, Chordata, Actinopteri, Labriformes, Labridae. The record is from RefSeq and is a predicted model, not a curated record. Gene Ontology annotation, molecular function: translation initiation factor activity; mRNA binding.
UCGCAGAUGAACGCUGCCGUGUCAUCCACUCCAACAACUUAAAGAAGAAGCGCUGCUAGGCGUGCUCAAAGUACGCCAACUGAACCUGAUUCAAUAAGAAUGCUGAUCUAAAGUCAAACUGAGGCGAAGAAUGCGAGCGGAUUCACCGACCAGUCAACGAGUUUAAGAGUUCAGUGUGUGGGAUAAAUUGUGAUGGCUACUACUGAGAUGGAAUCUGGUUCUUCAGAAAGCAGACCAGAACAUAGAUCAGGCAACUCUGAUUCAAAGUAUCCACUGAAAGUACUUUAUUGUGGAGUGUGCUCCCUGCCGUCAGAGUACUGUGAGUACAUGCCUGAGCCGGCCAAAUGUAGGCAAUGGCUUGAGAAGAACUUCCCCGAUGUGUUUGCCAGGAUGACUAUAGGCCCGGCAUCAAAUGCACCCAAGCAGGAAACCGGCACUGGAGAAGCUCCCCCUGUAGGCGAGGAGGAGGAGAAGAAGAAACAGAAGAGAGGUGGCAGAGGUCAGAUAAAACAGAAAAAGAAGACUGUUCCUCAGAAAAUUACGAUAGCAAAGAUCCCCCGAGCCAAGAAGAAAUACGUCACACGGGUGUGCGGCAUGGCAACAUUUGACAUUGAACUCAAAGAGGCUCAGCGGUUCUUUGCUCAGAAGUUCUCUUGUGGUGCCUCGGUGACAGCGGAGGAUGAAAUAAUCAUUCAGGGAGAUUUUACAGAUGACAUUAUCGACGUCAUUCAAGAGAAGUGGCCUGAGGUGGACGAUGAAAGCAUUGAUGAUCUUGGUGAAGUGAAGAAGUGAAGACCAAAUAUGCACUUUUACUGAAACAGAAGAGACCUGUAACAGCGACAACAACCUGGCCAAAUGUACACAUUAAGUCAUUUUAUACCUAUUUUAUUUACUGUUCAUAAAGAGCUGCGGACUUGGCCACUCACUUGGCAUUUUUUUUUAGUUAAUAGCUGCUUUCUCUCGUUUGCCAAAGGUGUGGUAUGACGUGAACUCCCCCCCCUCCCCCUCCCCACCCCUCAAAUGUUCUUCACUCAACUAAAAAUUGUAGGCUAAUAAAUUUCAGUCUCCUUCGCCUGUACACUCAAA